Molecule: messenger RNA, 682 nt
Organism: Phycomyces blakesleeanus NRRL 1555(-)
Lineage: Eukaryota; Fungi; Mucoromycota; Mucoromycetes; Mucorales; Phycomycetaceae
Product: secreted LysM domain-containing protein
Exons: 2
Coding region: 46-558 (170 amino acids)
Source: RefSeq, a predicted model, not a curated record
AUCCACCUCUUACUACUACAUCCCUUUCCUUUCCUUUCUCACAAAAUGAAGUUCACUCUCCUUGCAGUCUCCGCCUUUCUCUUGGCCAGCAUGGUAUCUGCUGCUCCUUCCACUGUCUGCACCGGAAAGCACGUUGCUACCAAGAACGAGUCUUGCGCUUCUAUCGCAAAGCACUACAAAAUUAGCGUUAAAGAGUUCCAGCAGUGGAACAGUGGACUUGGCUCCAAUGUCAAGAAAUGUGGAAAGAUCACUUCUGGAAAGUCUUACUGCAUCAAGAGUGGCCAUAAGAAGGUCACCACCACAACUCACAAGGCUGCUGCUACUAAGACCGCUAACUCUGGCUCCGCAAGCACCAAUGGUCUCCAUCUUGCUUCUCACACUGAUCCAAACUGCAAGAAGUACUACACUGUACUUGCUAACGAUGGUUGCGAGAGUGUUGCCAAGAAGAACGGUAUUACCCAAGCUCAGCUUUUCAAAUACAACACUGGCCUUCAUCAUGUCGGUGAGCACCUUUGCGACAACCUUGAUACCGGCAGAGCCUACUGCGUUGCUGUUUAAAUAUUUAUUUCUUUAGAAAAAAUAAUCCCUUUGUUAAUUUAUUUUACAAAACAUUAUCCAAGAAUUAUUUAUUUAUUUAAAGUGACUUCAAUAAACUGUACGCAUAGUUGAACUCUAUACAAAA